AUGGAGUGGGUCGCGCAGCGGAGGCGAUUUUGCCAAGAGGCUGAAGAGGGCGACCUCGUUGGUGUGUCGUCCUACGAGGCUCUGGUGGUUCAACUCAAGAAGGCCUUCCCCGUCAGCGUCAUGGAACGAUUCGGCAAAGGCGGCUUUGCUCAGUUUGUCGGGUCUCCCUUCCUGCUCCUUUUCAACACACUCAGCAAGGCCGUCGUGUUUGGGCGACCCGAGGACUGGAAGGAAUUGCAGCUGCUCAUGAAGGUCCUUACCGGUUUCAAGUCGCUCGACGCGAGCAACGAGGAGCUGCUGAAGGCGGCCGUCCAGCGCGUGAAGCGGUAUCUGCUGUCGCUCCACGGCUACAUCAUCGUCGCGAUUCUCGGCGCGUUCCACGCGUCCCACGUCGGCGCCGCCUUCGCGGUGCAGCGGGGCUUCGAGCUAGUUAAAGCCUUUGGCGUAGAGGCGACGGCGCCCGCCGAUUCGCCGAAGACGCCUCCGCGAAAAAACGGCUGA
Besnoitia besnoiti is the source of this 501-nucleotide messenger RNA. Its product is annotated as histidine acid phosphatase superfamily protein. The record is from RefSeq and is a predicted model, not a curated record. The coding region runs from base 1 to 501 and encodes 166 amino acids. NCBI's taxonomy places the organism in Eukaryota, Apicomplexa, Conoidasida, Eucoccidiorida, Sarcocystidae. The transcript has a single exon.